Molecule: messenger RNA, 564 nt
Organism: Anopheles bellator
Lineage: Eukaryota; Metazoa; Arthropoda; Insecta; Diptera; Culicidae
Product: mantle protein-like
Exons: 2
Coding region: 36-554 (172 amino acids)
Source: RefSeq, a predicted model, not a curated record
CAUCUUGAGAGCACCACCAAAGCAACACUAACAACAUGAAGAUUAUGAUCGUGCUCUCGGCCCUGCUGGCCAUCGCCCUGUGCAGCAGCGAGCAGGAGGCUAACAAGAAGGACAAACGGGGAAUCGUCGAGUUGAACAAUGGAUACGAGGAUUACUACUACGGUAACGAGUACCAGCAUCAUCCGCAUGUGACCAACCACGUCACCGUGACCAAGAAGGUGGCCGUUCCGUACCCGGUGGCCGUCGAGAAGCAGGUUCCGGUGGCGGUGAAGGUCCCCGUGCCGGUGCACGUCGAAAAGGAAGUCCCGGUCGUGGUGGAGAAGAAGGUUCCGGUCUAUAUCGAGCGGAAGGUUCCGGUGCACGUCGAUCGUCCUUACCCGGUGCCGGUGAAGGUCCCGGUGAAGGUUCCCGUCUACCAUAAGCAGGUGGUUGAGGUGGCCAAACCAUACCCGGUAGCGGUCGAGAAGCCGUACCCAGUGUACGUGAAGCAACCGCACUACGUCCACAAAACGGUUGAAGCUCCAGUUUACGAGCACAAGUCACUGUGGCACUAAACCGUUCGGA